UCCCCCCGCCCCCCUCGGCGCGGCGCUGGGAAAUGGCGGCGGAGGCGGAGCAGCGCGGGGCGAUGCGGCGGGUGCGGGUGGUGCUGGGGCACCUCGCCGGGGGCUCCUGGGGCUCCGGCCCUGUCCCCGUCCCCGGCGCGGGGCUGCGGGCGGUCCCCUGCGGGAGCCGCGCCGCGGCCGGCAGCCCCGACGACGUGGUGGUGGUGCACGGGCGGAGGACCGCCAUCGGCCGCGCCAAGCGCGGCGGCUUCAAGGACACUACACCUGACGAGCUGCUGUCCGCUGUUAUGACAGCUGUCCUUCAAGAUGUCAAGCUUCGUCCUGAGGCCCUGGGAGAUAUCUGUGUUGGAAACGUGCUGCAGCCUGGAGCUGGUGCUUUGAUUGCAAGAAUUGCACAAUUUCUAAGUGGUAUCCCGGAGACUGUACCUUGCUCGAGUGUUAACAGGCAGUGCUCCUCUGGAUUACAGGCUCUUAUCAACAUAGCUGGUGGCAUCCGAAAUGGGUCAUAUGACAUUGGCUUGGCCUGUGGUGUGGAAACGAUGUCCUUCAGAAAUGCAAACAACCCUGGUGAUAUCAGUUCUAGUAUGAUGGAAAACAGCAAAGCUCGAGAUUGCCUUAUUCCUAUGGGGAUAACCUCAGAAAAUGUGGCAGAAAAGUUUGGAGUUUCCCGAAAGAAGCAAGAUGCCUUUGCCUUGGCUUCCCAACAAAAAGCAGCAAAAGCUCAGCAGAUGGGGCUGUUUAAAACUGAGAUCGUUCCAGUGAAGACCACUGUUGUAGAUGACCAGGGCAAUCAAAAAACCAUCACCGUGCACCAAGAUGAAGGGAUUAGGCCCUCUACUACCCUGGAAGGCUUGGCAAAGCUGCAGCCUGCUUUCAAAGAGAAUGGUAGCACUACAGCAGGUAAUGCCAGCCAGAUCAGUGAUGGAGCAGCUGCAGUUCUUCUGGCAAAACGCUCGAAAGCCGCACAGUUAGGGCUCCCCGUCCUGGGGGUGCUCAAAUCCUUUGCUGUGGUAGGAGUCCCGCCUGACGUUAUGGGCAUCGGACCAGCCUACGCCAUCCCUGUUGCUGUGGAGAAGGCGGGUUUGACUCUGAAUGAUAUUGAUAUAUAUGAAAUUAAUGAAGCCUUUGCUAGCCAGGCCGUAUACUGUGUUGAAAAGCUGGGCAUUCCCAUGGAGAAGGUCAAUCCCCUGGGAGGAGCCAUAGCACUGGGGCACCCGCUGGGCUGUACCGGCGCUCGUCAAGUUGUCACUUUGCUCAAUGAAUUGAAGCGCAGAGGGAAGAGGGCAUAUGGUGUUGUAUCAAUGUGCAUUGGAACCGGCAUGGGAGCUGCAGCAGUAUUUGAGUACCCAGGGAACUAAACUCCAGUGUACUGAAGACACAAUGCAGCACCUAAUUCUCUGCCUUCUCUAGUAGUAGCAAAUGAUUUGCACUGUGAAAUCAAGCGGAUUCAGGGAUUCAUUAUUAGACCUACAAAUUUUAACCACAAAUUAAGUGGAAUAAAUUAUACAUAUUUUGAUCUGGCAUUUGCUUCAGAGUCCAAAUGCAUCCUAACAUGAGAAAAGAAAUGUGUUCAGCUGAACUUCAAAUACAGGCCCAGCUGUGAUGCUUAUGAAUGAAUAUUUCUAAUCUGCUUGAUCCCUUUAUUCUGUGAAUAUUAUCAGAGAGUAGUAGUUCAGCAGAGUCGUCUUGUUUGACAAAUUUUCUACAACUGUCACUUAAAAUGAAAAUGUCAGUGUACAUGAUAUGGCUUUUCCAGGAUUUUCUUAAAGAUCUUUGUAAGAAUCAGUCUUGUAAGAGUUCUAGAAAGGCUUAUUUUUUGUAAGCAGUGCGAAGAUGUGCAACAUCAUUUCCUUCAUAACUACAUCUGUUCUAUUCAAGUUGUAAGUUGGCUAUGUCUUAAAUUGUCCAGAUGCUGAAGGGUGUGCUUUAGCAGUCUAACCUUUUCUUUUUCUUUUUUUUUCUUUUAACCAAACUGGUGUGAAAUCUCCAGUGCGGCAGAAUGGAAGGACUAGCAAGUAGUAUGUUCAUGAGCCAGGCUUCCCCUGUUAGACAAACCAUUGGGGUGCCUGAGUAGGAAAGGUUUGAUAAAUUGCUAGAAGCUAGGAAUUUCAACAUGGUCAUUCUAUCUUUUACAAUGUUUUUGCAAGAGCUUGUGUGAUCCUAACUUAGAAGACAAAAUUAUGUUUAAUGAUAUUUAAUUACCUAAAUAGAACAGAUUUCAGCAUAUCACUCUUGCUGCAAGCACUACAUGACCAUCAGCGACAUGCUUAGUGCUUCAGUGCCGGUGCAAAUGUAUACCUUUCGUACUGUAAAAGUCUCCCAUAUGUGUUCUCUCUCUUAUGAGCAGAAAGAUCAUUAAGAUUCAGAGCUAACUGCUUGAAAAAGAAAUGUACUCAUUGUCUUUGACAUGUUAGAAAAUUUUAAAUUUGUAACACAGACUAAAGUACUUUGUCCUGGCUUUUGUUUUUGCGCUUAAUAAUACAAUCGGGUUCUUGCAAUAUGUUGUAUUCUUUUCAUUAUGAUUGUUAGUUGAAGGUUAUGAUUAAGUAAAGCUGUUUUAUAUUCUCA
This is a messenger RNA of Dromaius novaehollandiae (emu), 2568 nucleotides long. It is a transcript of the gene ACAA1, whose product is annotated as acetyl-CoA acyltransferase 1. NCBI's taxonomy places the organism in Eukaryota, Metazoa, Chordata, Aves, Casuariiformes, Dromaiidae. The record is from RefSeq and is a predicted model, not a curated record. Gene Ontology annotation, molecular function: acetyl-CoA C-acyltransferase activity. The transcript has 12 exons. Bases 33 to 1358 code for a protein of 441 amino acids. Gene Ontology annotation, cellular component: peroxisome. Gene Ontology annotation, biological process: phenylacetate catabolic process; fatty acid beta-oxidation.